GCCUAGAGUUCGAAAAACUCAAUUUAGUAAUUCACUUUUUUAAUUAAUUAAACUUUUUUAAUGAAAAAUAAAUACUAGCGCUUGGGUGUAUUCGGAAAUUCGUUUUUUUUUUUACAUGUAAAUCCAGGGUCGCUGCAUGGCAAACUUCAGCACCAUCUGUUGACCAUAAGCACAUGUCAGUGUCAAUAAAAAAUAUUUAAAAGAGUGCCUAAAAAAAAAACAUAAAUUUCUCGUUAAAUAAUGCAUAAUAUAAUAAAUCAGCGCCUUCUAAUCAGUUAAAUAUAAUCAAAAAACUGGGAAUGACCUCGAACGUAACGAUAUUAAGUUACAACGAAAGCCUGUUGCGAAAAUCCGACGUCGAUUUAUUAAAGGGCCCCCACUGGCUGAACGACACCAUAAUCUCCUUCUACUUUGAAUAUUUAGAGACGGAGUUUUUUAAAGGGAACAACGACCUGCUUUUCGUGUCCCCCGAGGUCACCCAGUGCAUAAAAAUAUCCCCGCAAAGGGAGCUCGAUGUGUUCCUGCACCCACUGCUCGAAGAGAAACAUCCCAAGUUCAUUUUCUUCGCUUUAAAUGACAAUGAACAGACUGAAUAUUCGGGGGGCAGUCACUGGAGUCUCUUAGCGUUUUCCAGACCAGAAAAAACAAUGUUCCACUAUGACUCCUCUAGAGGUAGCAAUGAAUCGCAAGCCCUAGAGUUAGCUGAAAAAGUCCUUAAAUACUUUGGUUUGUCUAUAGAAGGAAGGUUUGAAGAAGUGUCCUCUCUUCAGCAAAAUAAUGGUUAUGACUGUGGUAUUCAUGUGCUGUGUAAUACAGAGCAACUGGCGAGCUAUGCCAGCCAUUAUGGUAAAUUACGAGCUUGCCCUAAAGUGAGUGCCGAUCAGGUGCAAAGUAAACGAUGGGAAAUAUUGGAUAUUAUCGAGAAGUUGAAGAGGAACCAGAGGUGACCUAUGAUUUAAAUGGAAUUAUAAUGUUGUAUAGAAGGAUAUACCAAGAGGUCAUAUUUAAGAUUUUAAUAUAUGAUUUAUGUUUAAAAAAAAGGAAAA
Molecule: messenger RNA, 1046 nt
Organism: Anthonomus grandis grandis
Lineage: Eukaryota; Metazoa; Arthropoda; Insecta; Coleoptera; Curculionidae
Product: sentrin-specific protease 8-like
Exons: 2
Coding region: 300-947 (215 amino acids)
Biological process (GO): proteolysis
Molecular function (GO): cysteine-type peptidase activity; deNEDDylase activity
Source: RefSeq, a predicted model, not a curated record